Molecule: messenger RNA, 651 nt
Organism: Rotaria sp. Silwood1
Lineage: Eukaryota; Metazoa; Rotifera; Eurotatoria; Philodinida; Philodinidae
Source: the annotation of a GenBank genome assembly
AUGUCGAAUUCAGUUCUUUUAACGUUAAAAUAUUGGAUGAGUCAUGAUUGUUUUAUUCAUCUUGAAACAUUAUAUAAUUUAAUAACAAAUUGGAUUGAAAAUGAAGAUGAUGAAGAAAGUCAAUCAUCAAUUGAUUUAGAGAUAUUUUAUAAAAAAUCUCAAAUAAAUAUAAAUGAUCAAGAUGAAGAUAGUUUACAACUUGAUAAUGUUCAACGUUUAUCAACAAUGAAACAUAUUAUUUUUCUUGAUUUAGAAAAUUUUUCAAGAUUUUUUCAACAUUUAACAAAUCAGUUACCUGAUCACACUUAUGUUAUGGCUUUUCAAGCUUCAAAUAUUCAAUGGAGACCACCAAAAAAUGAUAUUGUUUAUGAUAAUUUAUUAAAUUUAAAUAAUUUUCAAUUAAUGCGUCCAAGUGGAAAUCGACAUGAUGCUGCUGAUUUUGCUCUUGUUCUUACUUUUGGUAAACUUCAUGGUCUUCUUCCUAAAUCAAUUCCAUUUACAAUAAUUAGUGGUGAUAAAGGUUUUAUUGAAGUAAUUCAUCAAUUAAAAAAUUCUCAUCGAAGAAUAAACUGGUUUAAUCCUCAUCAAUUUUCAUAUGAAAAUUUUAAUCAAAUUUUAAAUAUUUCAUCAACAUCUUCUUUAAAUCUUUAA